AUGCACAAUGAUACUACUCAUAGCAAGCAUAAUAAUAAUAAUCAGCAAAAGCAACGAGAAUUAGCAGUAAAAGAUACCCAACUUUCUAAUUCAGGCAUUGAUAAAAUUAAAGAUUCACAGUUCUGGGUUUCUUUACGAAAAUUACUAGUUGAGCAAUUUCCAGAAACAAAUGAUGCCGAUAAUGUUUUAAAAGAUUUUUUUAAUUGUUAUAAUAAUAAGGAUUUAAACAUUAAUGUUAAUUUAGAAGAUUUAAUUAACAAAAAUUCUUAA
Entrophospora sp. SA101 is the source of this 270-nucleotide messenger RNA. The record is from the annotation of a GenBank genome assembly. Lineage: Eukaryota; Fungi; Glomeromycota; Glomeromycetes; Entrophosporales; Entrophosporaceae.